Microplitis mediator is the source of this 524-nucleotide messenger RNA. Its product is annotated as venom serine protease inhibitor-like. The record is from RefSeq and is a predicted model, not a curated record. NCBI's taxonomy places the organism in Eukaryota, Metazoa, Arthropoda, Insecta, Hymenoptera, Braconidae. The transcript is spliced from 3 exons. Bases 16 to 324 code for a protein of 102 amino acids.
AUUUCAUAAAUAAAAAUGUUCAAGUACGCAUUGGUUUUAGUGUUGGUACUAUUCACUUUUACAAGUGUCCAAGGCUUCGGAUGUCCUACUAACGAACACUGCAGUAUUUGUGGAACUUACAAAGAACCAGAAUGUUAUCGACACUUGUAUUUACCUUCUGCAAUAGAAUGCAUUAGACGAUUCCGACCAGGUUGCCGAUGUGAUAAAGGGUAUGUCAGAAAUCCUCACUCAAAAGAAUGUGUUAUAAAAAGUCAAUGCUUACUAUCAACAGCAAGAGGAUUGGGUUCGGGAGUUCAAAGUUGGGUUGAUCAAAUUUUAAUUUAAAUAUUAAUUAAUAAUAAAAUUCGAGGUUAUUUUGUUAGAAUCUCGUAUAUUCUCUGAGAUACGAAUUUAUUAAUUACUUCGAUAAAACAUUAUGAGGCUGAAUAACUUAUUUGUCACAGCCGUCAUGAAAUUAUUCAAUAGUCUAUUGUUUCAAUAAAAUGAAAGCAUAAUGUAUUGGUGAUAAAAAACAUUUUCAAUUG